Molecule: messenger RNA, 3536 nt
Organism: Striga asiatica
Lineage: Eukaryota; Viridiplantae; Streptophyta; Magnoliopsida; Lamiales; Orobanchaceae
Source: the annotation of a GenBank genome assembly
AUUGAUGAAUUUGAGGCCCAUGUGGGCGUUUGAAUAGGGUUGGACUGGACACAACACAAGUGUCAUUUUGGGUGGAAUAAGAGAGGUAUUGAUGGUGGUGUGGCGGAGCCCAGAUUGAAGCACGUCCCCCUCUCACGCACAGGGCAUAUAGUAACCAGAGAACUUGCGAGUGACAAUGGCGAGCAACGGCGAUGAAUCACCCAGAUCCGGCGCCGGCGCCGGCGCCGCGAACGAGAACCCCGCGUCCGCCGCAUUCAGUUCAGACCAGCUGCCGAUGAAUUCCAGUCAAAAUUACACGGACGACGAUGGCGAAGCGUCUGUCGAUGCUGAAAUAAUCAGAGAUGAAGAAGAAGACAACAUCGACGACGAAGAAGAUGACGAAGGAGAGGACCUCUUCAACGACCAAUUCAUGAAUGAUUACCGGAGGAUAGGAAAGCAGGACCAGUACGAAACCUUGGGUUUGGAUGAUUCCAUGGAGGAUGAUAGGGAUUUGGACCAGAUUAUGGCUGACCGCAGAGCUGCUGAGAUCGAACUCGAUGCAAGACAACCUUCUCGUUCUCACCGCAAGUAUCCCCAGAUUCUUCACGAACAAGGUGGUCUCCUCUUUUCAUUUUUCACUGUCUCUCUCACCCUUCUGGAUCUGUACUUUGACACCGAUGAUGAUGAAGACAGGCCGCCAAAAAGAACUAGAGGGGACAGGCAGCCAAAUACUCCAACCAGCAUGGAUGAUACUGACGGGAUACCCAGUUCACCUGGUAGAUCACAAGGAGGGAACUUCAGAGAUGAUGUAUCCAUGACUGAUAUGGACGAUGAUGAAGAGAAUGAGGAAGGUGAGUUUGAGAUGUAUAGAGUUCAAGGAACCCUCAGAGAGUGGGUUACGAGAGAUGAAGUGAGGCGUUUCAUCGCCAAGAAGUUCAAGGAGUUCUUGCUUACUUAUGUGAAUCCAAAAAUUGAUCAUGGAGAAUUUGAGUAUCUGAGGCAGAUAAAUGAAAUGGUGGCAGUUAACAAGUGCAGUCUGGAGAUUGAUUACAAACAAUUUAUCUAUACCCACCCGAAUAUUGCAAUCUGGCUUGCAGAUGCUCCUCAGUCAGUUCUCGAGGUUAUGGAAGAAGUUGCCAAUAAGAUUGUUUUCCAGUUUCAUCCAAAUUACAGCAAAAUCCAUCAAAAGAUAUAUGUGCGCAUCACCAACCUGCCCGUGUAUGAUCAGAUACGCAACAUUCGGCAGAUACAUUUGAACACCAUGAUUCGUAUUGGUGGAGUUGUGACUAGACGUUCUGGAGUCUUUCCUCAGUUGCAGCAAGUUAAAUAUGACUGUAACAAAUGUGGGGCAAUUCUUGGACCUUUUUUCCAGAAUUCUUACUCAGAGGUGAAGGUUGGUUCUUGUCCAGAGUGCCAAUCGAAAGGACCAUUUACUGUUAACAUUGAACAGACAAUAUAUAGGAAUUAUCAGAAACUUACUCUUCAAGAAAGCCCGGGCAUUGUUCCUGCUGGUCGACUUCCAAGAUACAAAGAAGUGAUACUGUUGAAUGAUCUCAUUGAUUGUGCCCGACCAGGGGAAGAGAUUGAAGUGACUGGCAUAUAUACCAACAACUUUGACUUGUCACUGAAUACAAAGAAUGGAUUUCCCGUCUUUGCCACGGUUAUUGAAGCGAAUUACAUCUCCAAAAAACAUGACCUCUUUUCAGCCUACAAGCUUACCCAAGAGGACAAAGACGAAAUUGAGAAGUUGGCCAAAGACCCAAGAAUCGGAGAACGGAUUAUCAAGUCGAUAGCCCCGUCAAUCUAUGGCCAUGAGGACAUAAAGACUGCAAUAGCUCUUGCUAUGUUUGGUGGUCAAGAGAAAAACGUUGAAGGCAAACACCGUCUACGAGGGGAUAUAAAUGUGCUUCUUCUUGGUGAUCCUGGAACAGCCAAGUCCCAGUUUCUUAAGUAUGUUGAAAAAACUGGACAGAGAGCAGUUUAUACUACUGGGAAAGGAGCUUCUGCUGUAGGUCUAACAGCAGCGGUUCACAAAGAUCCAGUUACGCGGGAAUGGACUCUAGAAGGAGGCGCUCUUGUUUUGGCUGAUAGAGGCAUAUGUCUUAUUGAUGAGUUUGAUAAGAUGAAUGAUCAGGACAGGGUAAGCAUUCAUGAAGCAAUGGAGCAACAGAGUAUUAGCAUAUCAAAAGCUGGGAUUGUCACAUCUCUCCAGGCUCGCUGCUCUGUAAUUGCGGCAGCAAAUCCUGUUGGAGGAAGAUAUGAUUCCUCAAAGACAUUCACACAAAAUGUGGAAUUGACCGAUCCAAUUAUUUCCCGCUUUGAUAUUCUCUGUGUGGUCAAGGAUGUGCCUGAUCCUUUAUUGGACGAGAUGCUGGCACAAUUUGUAGUUGAUAGUCAUUACAACUCACAAGCUAAAGGUGCCAGCUUUGAGGAUAUACCUGUGAGUAAUUCACAGGAUGGAGACCAAGAUUCAUCUAGACAAACGGAUCCUGAGAUAAUUCCCCAAGAGUUGCUAAAGAAGUACAUAACAUAUGCCAAGCUGAAUGUUUUUCCAAGGCUGCAUGAUGCAGAUCUUGACAAGCUUACACAAGUCUAUGCUGAAUUACGGAGAGAAUCUUCGCAUGGACAAGGAAUUCCUAUUGCAGUUAGACACAUAGAAUCAAUGAUACGGAUGUCUGAAGCCCACGCAAGAAUGCACCUUAGGCAACAUGUCACUCAAGAAGAUGUGGACAUGGCUAUCCGAGUUCUGCUGGAAUCCUUCAUUUCAACCCAAAGGUUCGGUGUGCAGAAAGCUUUGCAAAAGAGCUUCAAAAGAUAUAUGAUUUUCAAGAAGGAUUUCAAUGGAAUAGUUCUCCACCUUCUACGAGUACUUGUGAAGGAUACCCUGCACUUUGAACAAAUUUUGUCUGGCUCCACCGCAAAUCUUUCUUAUGUUGAUGUGAAGGUGGAAGAACUGCGAAGCAAGGCCCUUGAUUACGGAAUCAGUGACCUGGAAGCUUUCUUCAAGAGCUCAGAAUUUUCUACUGCCAACUUUGAGCUGGACGAGGCAAGAGGUAUUAUAAGGCAUCGUAUGAACCACUGAGCUGAGAGGCUAUGAUUACGGUAUGGAAGAUGUUCAUUCAUAGUUUUAAAGAUAAGUUUUGCCACCAUUCUUCCUUACUCACUUUGCAAGUUGGAAUGUCUUGGAAGUAGUUGAUGAGGUUUGCAUGUGGACAGCCAUUUGAGAUUUCUUUAAAACAGCAAUCAGAGACUUAUUCAGUCUGCUCAAACUCUUCUAUUUUGAAGAAAGUAGUUUCCAGAGGACAAUGACAGUUUGAAUGUCCUGACUUGGUGUAAAUUUUGUUUGAAACACUCUUAAAUGUUAAAUUAUCCUAGUUUUUGUCAAAUUCAACUUCUCACAAUUCUCUUUAAGAGAUACUUGCUUAAAAUGAACAAUGACUGCUUAUGAAUCAUUUUAAUGGCUCCUCGUUAACAUUAAUUCUGCGCUGUUAAAGAGUCAAAAAAGGAAAUUUGCCCAAUUUUAUGAAAAAUGGGUUCGGUCCAAAAUUGCAAUGAAC